AUGGAAUAUUACUGCCACGCGUGUACAUCUCAAGGGAGGCUGGUUGGCGGAGUCUGUAGCCGCUGCCAGAGCGAGUUCGUUGAGGAGAUACGUCAUGAUAUCCCGGGCACGGAGGUGAGCACGCCAGAGUACAACACUAUAAAUCCAAUAGAGGAGUUCAUGAGGGGGCUCUUUGGUGGACAACGUGUGCAACGAGCGCAAUCGGGGCGAUCUGGGCGAUCAGCGCACUCAGGGCAUUCACAUUUCACUCCACCCAGUCCACCCGCCAACUCAGCCACUCAUCCAGCCAGCAGACGCGGUUAUGUGAUGAUAGGCAGUGGCGCUAAUCCCAUGACCUUCUCGUUUGGAGGGCAGGCCACAGAGAACAGGCACGACACAGAGAAUCCAGAGAAUACACAAGACGCACGCAACCUAGAGAACCCCACUUUGAGCGACUUCCUCGCCAAUUCAUUCCAGCCACCACCAAUACACUCGAGUACGCGGCCAGACAGCAGCAGUGAUAACACCAACAACAAUAACAUCGGUGGCUACAUCCAAAACCUCUUGUCGUCUCUGCUCGGAUCGAGUGAUGUGCCUUCAAUGUCGUUUAGCGGUGGAGAAGCGCGUUUCGGUGACUACAUACUAUCGCAGGGUGCAUUUGAUAGGUUCGUUGAUGAAUUAAUGGAGAAUCAGCAGACAUCCUCCGUUAUACCCGCAUCAGAUGAGCGUAUUGCGCGACUCGAGCGUGGUUUAGCUGAUAUGGGCUGGAUACGCGCGCAGGAAAUCACAGACUGCUCAAUAUGCAAAGAGGACUUCAAGUGUCUCGCUGGAUGGCUCAAUAUCAAUGGCACGUGUCCGAUUUGCAGGUACAGCGUCGCAAUGGAGAGGCAAGACUCUGACCCCACAACUAACAUGCCAGGCUCGUUUGGCGGUACAAUUGGUCCAUCAGAUAACGUACAAUCAGAAGACGUAGAUUAG
This is a messenger RNA of Wallemia ichthyophaga EXF-994, 957 nucleotides long. Its product is annotated as E3 ubiquitin-protein ligase. The record is from RefSeq and is a predicted model, not a curated record. The transcript has 3 exons. The coding region runs from base 1 to 957 and encodes 318 amino acids. Lineage: Eukaryota; Fungi; Basidiomycota; Wallemiomycetes; Wallemiales; Wallemiaceae.